Neoarthrinium moseri is the source of this 2457-nucleotide messenger RNA. RefSeq lists its product as uncharacterized. Gene Ontology annotation, biological process: intracellular signal transduction; peptidyl-serine phosphorylation. Bases 1 to 2457 code for a protein of 818 amino acids. Gene Ontology annotation, molecular function: ATP binding; protein serine/threonine kinase activity. The transcript has 2 exons. Lineage: Eukaryota; Fungi; Ascomycota; Sordariomycetes; Amphisphaeriales; Apiosporaceae. The record is from RefSeq and is a predicted model, not a curated record.
AUGAACAACGACCUGAGUCUCUCCCGAGCCCUUGGCGGCCUGCGGAUAGCCAAUCCAGACGAUGCCGACCCCGGUCCUUCGAGAGAGCCCUCGACCGAACCUGACGAGUCCUCGGCCGCCAUCGAUUCUGCACCCCAGCUCGAGUCUCACACCAGACCGAGCAGAAGCCAGACAGCUGAAUCGUCGGUGAUGCCCACCCCCGGCCUAAGUCCUGAACCAUCGAGCCAACUCCACGCCUAUCCACAAAACGGCGCCCCUGCCUAUCCGAAUUCCACCUCCCGCCCCGGCUCUGCUCUCUACACCUCCGCGGAGCGAGACCAGGCUGCCAACUCAUACAACCUCCUGCGGACGGAACCAUCGAGGUCUUCCAUGUUCAACAUCCCCACCCGGACCGAUUCGAGAUCUGGGCCCUCCUACUCCGCAGACCCCGGCAGUAUUCCCACGCGGGAGACAAGCCACCGCGAACGAUCAUACAAUCCGAACCGGCAGGUGCCCUUGCCAGCAGGAAGCGGGCCCCUCCCUCCUAGGAGGAGCUCGAAAGGUAUGGGCGGAGGCUAUGCGUCCAUCCCUGGCAUUCCCAUUGCCCCGGAACCUACUGGAGGCAUCAAAGUCCCAGUGUCACAAAGCAGCGAGGAGUGGAAGGACAGGGGCGCGGCGGUCAGCAUGCGCAAGGAGGUGGAUGCAAACGGAAAGACCGUGAUGAAGCCGGUAAAGAAGGGCGUUCGGGAUUUCUCUUUUGGCAGAAUCCUUGGUGAGGGUUCUUACAGUACCGUCUACCUCGCAACCGAUCGCCAAACCCUGAAAGAGUACGCCGUCAAAGUCCUUGAGAAGAGGCAUAUCAUCAAGGAAAAGAAGAUCAAGUACGUCAACAUUGAGAAGGAUACGCUCAACCGCCUGACGGAACACCCUGGUAUUGUCCGUCUAUACUACACCUUUCAAGACGAGAGCUCCCUGUAUUACGUUCUGGACCUGUGCACCGGUGGAGAACUUCUUGGCGUAUUGAAGAAGACGGGGACGUUUGACGAAGAAUGCACGAGGUAUUUCGGUGCUCAGAUUUUGGACGCUAUUGAGUACAUGCACUCUCGUGGCGUGAUACACCGCGACCUCAAGCCCGAGAACGUGCUCCUCGAUGAGCAAUUGCAUGUCAAGAUUACUGAUUUUGGCACGGCACGACUAUUGACAGACCCGAGGUCGCCAAAGCCACAACAACCCCCCAGGCUGGACGACCCGAGCGGGAAGAACAAGGCGUCAGAUGACAACAGGGCGGACUCGUUCGUCGGUACAGCCGAAUACGUCAGCCCUGAACUUCUCAAGGAUAGGAACGCUUGUAAGGCUAGUGACUUGUGGGCUUUCGGAUGCAUGAUAUAUCAGAUGCUGGCUGGCCGACCGCCAUUUAAGGGGGGCACGGAGUGGUUGACUUUCGAAAAGAUCAUCAACCUCGAUUACGAAUUUCCCCAGGGAUUCCCACCGGCAGCGCGCGAUCUGGUCGAGCGGCUGCUCGUCCGCGACCCGUCACGAAGGCUGACGAUCGAGCACAUCAAGAACCAUGAGUUUUUCGAUGGGCAAACCUUCGGCAAAGGCCUCUGGCGGACGAAAGCGCCUCGUCUCCGCCCCUACGUCCCGCCUACGCCGGAGGCCAAGAUCAUCCAGUUGAACGGACAAUCCAAUGCGGCCCAGGCCAUGUCCAGACUGGCCCCGAGUUCGAGCAACGGCGCAUCGCGCACACCCGGCAGAAUCAUUACAGACAUCCCACCUCCGUCACAACUGGACAUCGAAUGGUCGCCAGUUUUGACCAAGACGAAUGAGAGGAUACUGAGGCUCGGUGAUUUGUUAAUUCUAUCAGCACCGAUACCCAACAGCCCGCACGCCAAGAACGGCGGCGACGAGGGCCAUAGAAAGUUUGCACGGUUCUUCGGUGGGAGCACGACUAAGAAGAGACAGCGAUUGGUUAUGAUCACGUCGAGCGGUAGGAUAGUGCUGGCACCCGCGGGGGGAGAAGAAAAGAAGGCGAAGCAGGAGAUCUCACUCCUGGCGCCCGACAGCGCUUGGCGAACACAGAUAGACGCCAAGGGGCAGACAGUGUGGUGUGUAGACUCGUACGGAGUCCACUACACGUUUGAAGAGCCCAAAGCAGCCAACUCGCUGGACUCUUCGCGGCCGACGGCCGACGACUGGCUCGAGUGUUUGGAACAAGCCAAGGAUAUGGCCAUGUCCCAAAACAUGGCCGGAGCCUACAAUGGCGACAAUGGGUUUAGUGAGAUGUCGUCCUCCAUGUCUAGCCCGGCCAGCACCUUUGGCGGUAACAACGCCUACUCGGAAGGCUUUGGGAUCAGCGACCGGUCGCAGAGACAUCACCUGAGCAAGAGCCAGCUCAGCCUCGAAGACACGUCCAACACGACGAAGAGGAAUCGGUUCAGCAAGCGGCAGUCCAAGCAAGGACUUGGCUCAGCCUUCUAG